This is a messenger RNA of Rhagoletis pomonella (apple maggot), 2863 nucleotides long. RefSeq names its product putative nuclease HARBI1. The transcript has 5 exons. Lineage: Eukaryota; Metazoa; Arthropoda; Insecta; Diptera; Tephritidae. The coding region runs from base 594 to 1238 and encodes 214 amino acids. The record is from RefSeq and is a predicted model, not a curated record.
UUUUCAUUUUUACAAACGAACACUACGCUACAACAGUACAAUGCAAUCCUACAAGUAACCAGUUCCGUGUCUGAACUCAGUCAAUACAGAAGACCCCUAAACAAUUUUGUCUACCGAAGGAAAAUAAAACUACCAAUUUGACCAAAAUGUGUUUUGGUUGUGUUGCGGAAAGAAAUAUAAGGAAAAUUGAUUUUUAAAAAUGUAUGCUGCUAUAGCGCUAAUGGACGCCGAGGAAUCCGAAGAAAGGGAAAGGCGGAUACAGAGGAGGAGAUUGCGAGACCACACCAAUGUAAUGGAACUACCUGAGACUGAAUUUGUUGCAAAAAUCCGAAUCAAUAAAGAAAUAUUCCAAUACAUAUUAAACGAAUUAAAAGAGCACAUGGCUCCAUCACAUAGAAGCACCCACCUAUCGCACCAGCUAAAACUCGCGACUUUUUUAAUAUUUCUCGCCACCGGCAGUUACCAAAAAUCUGUUGGUAACGAAAAUAUUUCGUCGAUGGGGCAGUCAACUGCAGCCAACGUGAUCAGGGAAUGCCUAAAUAUUUUUGAGGGCCAUUUUUGCCAGAAAUGGGUGAAUUUUAGGAGAAACAUCGAUGAGGAAAAUGCAGUUAAAGAAUAUUUCUUUACCUGGGGUUAUUGCUUGUGUUAAUGGAACACACGUUCGUAUUAAGUCGCCAGGAAGUGACAACCACCAUUUAUACCUCAACCGCAAGGGUUUUUACAGUCUUAAUGUAAUGGCGAUGAGUUUCCCUACAGACGCUAGGCAUCCAGGGGCGAAUCAUGAUUCAUUUGUUUGGAAUGUGAGUCACGCAGAACAGGAGCUAAAAUCUGAUUAUAACAAUGGAAAAACCAACACAUGGCUACUCGGUGAUUCUGGUUACCCCUUGCAGCCAUACUUGGUGACGCCAUUCAGAAGCGCAGCCGAUGAAAUUCAACGAAAUUACAACACAAAGCACUCGAAAGCUCGUAAUGUAAUUGAGAGAUGUUUCGGUGUUUUGAAAAACCGAUUUCGAUGUAUAAUUGGCUCGAGAGGGCUACACUAUUCACCAGAAAAAGUUACACAAAUUGUAAAUGUGUGCUGUGCUAUUCAUAACGUUUGUAUAUUUUUCAAACAUCAAAUUCCAUUGGAGAGCCCAGAUAUGGAGAAUCUUGUUAGUUACGAAGAAGAACUGGAAAACAGUAACAUUUCGAAUGCAGCUGCCCUUAUUAGAAUGAGAAUAGUAGAGAGUUUGUUAUAAACGCAGUUUUAUUAUAAAGUAUGUGUGUUUAGAAUUCAUGUUCACCAGCAAAAUUCAUUUGUCUUAAAAUUAAUAAAAUAUUUACAUAAAAAUUCAACAAAAUAUCUUUUCAGUCUUAAAUCCUAAAUCUACAUAUAAACUAAGUAAAUGCAACAAAAUAUCAAUUCACACUUAAAUCUAAAAAAUAUUUACACAAAAAAAAAAACAAAAUAUCACUUCAAUACUCUCGCAAUAGUGGUAUGAAAAUUAAUUCCGGAAGUACUCCAAAAAUUUUUCAAAAAUUUCAGAUUGGCGUUCCACUGCAGCAGUUAAUUUGUUUGUGGCAUCCACCUGCAGCAUUGAUACCUCUGCCAUUUUUUUUGCAGCCUCAGCCUGCACUUUAGCGGCUUCUGCUUGGACUUUAGCAGAUUCAGCCACUGUCUCUUGGAAGGUGCGCUUCCUAUUAGUUGGUUGUGCCUUAUAGGAGAUUGAAGGGUGGUUGUUUGUUGCCUUCGUUGGUCAAGUGUUGGCGAUUCAGUCACAAGUAAAGGAGGCAUUUCCUCCAACGACGAAUGUCUUGACAUGUUAGAGGUCGCCGUCGAAGGAAUGCCGAAAACUCUGCCGCUCGGGGCUGCUGACCUCGAAAUAAAAACCAGGCUGUCUAUGGCCUGCUCCAUUUCGGAAAGCGGAGAGUGACGGAAUGGGCCACCACCGGUAGCAGUAAGGCUUCGUUUGUUUUCGGCUUUUCAAGUCAGCCCAUAUCUUGAAAAAUAAAAAUAAAAUAAAAAUCAAUGUCAGUAAAAUGGAAAUAGUGCGCAAGCAUUUAUCUACCACAUACAAUGUAUGCACUUAUGCUUACUUUCUUCCAUUCGACGGCCGUUCUUGUAGGAGGACCAUGAGAAUUAAUUUUCCUCAUAAUUUCUUCCCACCGCUCCUCUACCCUUCCUCGAUCAGAUCCAAAUACUGCAACACAUCUGGCCAGGUCAGGAUUUCUCUCCAUUUCUUUUACCAGUACUUCAAAUUGAGUGGUUGUAGUUUUUUUCGCGCUGCAAGCAUAAAUAUUAAUAUAUUUCCUUAAACCAAGUUAUAUUUUUUAUUUUCUUACUUUUCCUGGCAGAACCCUCCAUCUUAACGAUCACUAAUAACCUUUCGUCUGUUUUCAACGAUUGUCGUCUCACUUUCGUCUUCUAUUCGCCUUAAAAAAUUCCAAACUAGACGAAAACUACGUAACGAUCAGCUGUUUUCGUGCUGCCAGACGAUUUCGACUUACAUACUACCAACACACGAAAGAAACGUCUGGCAGACGAAACGAACGUUAGCUUCGAGAUACAUGAUUAGGCUGAAAAUUUAGUGGUUGUUCUCACUUGCCUAGUUAUCAGGUUAUGUGGUUAUAAUUUUUAUUCUGUUUACAAAAAUCAAAUAAAAAGAAAAUUCCCCCUUUCCCACUCCAUAGCACCUGCAGUAUAAGUUUGCACCAAAAAAAUUGUAUACCAUUAGAAUUAGAAAAAAAGGGUGAACAACGUCCACUUCUUCGUUUCUUGCUAGCUUAACGGGCCGUAUUCUGCACUUAUGCCUGAAAUUCACGACUAUUUUCACUAAAAUCACACUUUUCCACAGUUUCCAGAUUUUCUUUAUUAAUUAUUACA